This is a messenger RNA of Notodromas monacha, 3235 nucleotides long. The record is from the annotation of a GenBank genome assembly. Lineage: Eukaryota; Metazoa; Arthropoda; Ostracoda; Podocopida; Cyprididae.
UCUUGUUUGUUUUUUCCUAGCGGAAUCGGUAGGUGACCAGCAGGAGCAGUGAAAAAAGAUGCGAAUUGUUUUGACUCUAUUCUACUCCAUCAUUCCUGUGCUUUUGAUAUCAUCUUGGUGUGAUGCUCAACUUCGGUUCCUGGCGAGAAUUUCCAGAGGAGGAAUAAAGGGUUCAGUGAUGUUCGAACAGGAGCGAGCUGGGGCUGAUGUGAAAAUCACUUCAGACUUGUCACAGUCUUCAGGAACAACCAUUGUUGAAUCUUUGGAUUGGGGUAUCCAAGAGAACCCAGUGGAUUACACCAUACAGGAUCCUUGCACCAGUCUGGGCGAAGAAAAGUGGGUGGAUUUUACAAAGCACACAAGCGGGAAAAGCGUUUUCGACGCGAAAGAAUUCUUCAUAUCACCAAGCGCAGAUCCCAAAAUCGAACUGCUGGGGAUGACGAACACAAUUUGGGGCCGAUCUGUGAGGAUUCAUGGGAAGUCCACUGAUGCUUGCGGGACAAUCGUAUACCACUCAUUCUUGGAGAACGCAGUGCUGGCAGAAGCAAUUCCAGUGUUCAGGAGUUGGCGAGCUACUUUCCGGGUGGCUGUUGGAGGCACUGCUGUGUUCCGAUCUAUCGAUUUCACCCCACUUGGAUUUCGAAAUAGUUACGUCUUGGUUGCCACUGAAAUGUAUUCUUUGGCUGGGGGAACCAAGAGUCUGAAUUGGGCCUUGCAGACUUCGGAUUCGUGGGAUUCAACAACCCAAGGCUUCUUGUUCAUUGGAGCAAUUAUGCUGGAUUUGGAGGUUGUCGUGAAAUUAAUUAUAUACUAUGUUGACCCAGCAGCCACUGAAAAUGAAAUGGAACUAUGCCGGAAUUCCCAGUGGUUUGACCCUGAUGCAAAAGGUGCCAGUUGCGGCUCUCAUCCAACCGAAACCUGUGCAGUUGGUGAUUUGACUUCUCAGUUGGGCAAAGCCCAUGUCGGAGCAGUUCCGGUUCCAAGAAGCUUGAGGCAAUUUGCUACAGUGCGGCUCACUGGCAAACAUCUCGAAUCGCCAAAUCUUUACUUAGCCCUGAAGGAUGGAGACAAUCUGAUCUCUUGUGCGAAGUUGUUUGAUUUGACUCCUCUGACUGGCAUCGCUUACUUUAACGCUCAUGGAGUGUUCGGCAAUUUUACACUAUUGCAAACUUCACCCUUCGAGGCAACCGAGAUCACCAUCAAUCUACAAGGACUCAAGAAAAUUGCUAAUAUGUACCAUGUGCACGAAUUUCCCGUCCCGCCUCAAAUAGUACCGGGUACAAAUGCAUGCAUGGGGACUGGAGCUCAUUUCAACCCAUACAAAGUUGAUUUUUCCAGCUCUCCGAAAACUGGAUUGGGAACGGAGGAUAUGUAUGAGCUGGGGGAUCUAUCAGGCAAGCACUCUGGUCUCAUGGACUUGGAGGAGACCCAGACUUCAAUGUGGGACUCAACCUUGCCACUGUUCGGAAGAAAUUCCGUCUUGGGUCGGUCCAUUGUCAUCCACAAAGCCAACGACAAAUCUCGCUUUGUCUGCGCUACCAUCGAAGACACCAGACCACUUCUGAAGGCUCAAGCUAUCUUUCACUAUCCAUUCACGGGAGUGGUAAUGUUUGCGCAGGCACAUGGAGAUCCCAGUGGCGGGACCACGGUGUUCGUUGAGGACCUUGUAUACGUUGAUGGAACUCAAACAAACUCAUCCCAUCACCUGUGGCAUAUCCAUGAGAAUCAGCCCUCCAGUUUCAAGGACUCCAUAGCCUCAGAUUCCAGAUGUGCUUCCACCAAAGGACAUUAUAACCCAACAAAAGCCAAUCCCAAAGGCGCAAACUACGAGUUCUGUCCAUUGAUUUCUGAGUAUUGCGAGGAAGGUGAUCUUGCAACCCGGCACCAAAAUCUGUCCAUAGCAGGCAGCAAAGCUGAUCGUGGAAAGACAAGAAUCUUUUUUCAUGAUGAUUUUCUUCCCUUGUUCGGGAUCCACUCAAUCAUCAACCGAUCAAUUGUUGUGCAUGGGUUGGAUGAAAAACCACGAGGAAACCGAGUUGGUUGUGCCAAGAUACUUUUGAACGAAGGGCGUAAAGUGAGCACAUUGGAAUGGAGCACAGAUGAUGUCAAUAAGAAAAUUAUAUCCGGUUCCAUCAAGUUCAGUCAAAGCUGCCCUUAUUCCCGUACCAUUGUGGAAGUGGAUCUUCAGCACCUAUUGUCUGAAGCUGGUGGGUACCAUGUACAUGUACUGAAGGGUGCUCUGGAAAAUUCGUAUCCGAGUUUAACCACUGGACCGCACUGGAAUCCCCUCGAAGUCUCAGCAACCAUUGCCACAUCUCGACCAAAAGCUACCCCGUCGUUCAGUGGCUUUGCAACCAUAGAUAUGUACGAGGUUGGGGACCUGAGUGGAAAGUUCGGCGUUUUGGAUGGACUUCCUGCCCAACAGGCAACCUAUAAGGACGCCAACACCCCAUUGUACGGGAAUACUUCCAUUACCGGAAGAGCGAUUGUUGUGCACAAGGUUGAAAAUGGUACAAGGUGGUCCUCCGCUGAUUUGCAGCUUUACGAAAAUGGAGGCGAAGCCAGAGAUGUGAUCGUGUCAUUUCACCAAGAAGAAUGCCAAGUCUAUGGAUUCAUCAAGAUGCGACAAGUACGAUACCGUACCGGUGUUGAGUCAGAUACCACCAUUGAGAUUGACAUCAAGUACAAGGGUGAUAGCGGAAAGAAAGUGACAAAAGGCCACACUUGGUCAGUUUUCAAAGAGCGUGUGGAUGAUACUGGUACUCACUGCUCAACUCCAAAAAAUCGGUGGAAUCCUUUCAUGCCGGUGUUGUCUCCGCCUAUCGAAGAAGUUGUUUACAAGAAGCAGUGUGGUCUCGACUUACCUCGAGGUUGCGAAAGUGGCGAUAUGACCUCCAAAGAUGGACCUUUAACGCUGGGUCCUGGGAAAAGGGAUAUAAUGAAUGACCCAAAUUUUUCUUUGUUUCUUGAAGGCGACGAUGUGGUGGGGAAAGCUCUCAUUUUGUAUGGGGAAGGUGGAUCGAAUAUUCCUCUGGCGUGUGCAAACAUUGAGAAGAAUUGGGAGAUAGGGAAGGUGGUUGGAGUUCAAAGCACCCCUAGCUUCAUGAGUAUCGAGUUCAUUAAUACUGUGCGAGAUAUCAUUGGCGUCCCACCGUGGAUGUUAUACUUGGACAUGUCUGCUGAGCGAACUCAAGGGGAUUGUUUGACCCUGCGAGUCAUUUUUACUGGUAAGUGA